Terrapene triunguis (Three-toed box turtle) is the source of this 2949-nucleotide messenger RNA. It is a transcript of the gene ZNRF3, whose product is annotated as zinc and ring finger 3. Gene Ontology annotation, biological process: Wnt receptor catabolic process; ubiquitin-dependent protein catabolic process; negative regulation of canonical Wnt signaling pathway. The record is from RefSeq and is a predicted model, not a curated record. Bases 1 to 2502 code for a protein of 833 amino acids. NCBI's taxonomy places the organism in Eukaryota, Metazoa, Chordata, Testudines, Emydidae. The transcript is spliced from 8 exons. Gene Ontology annotation, molecular function: ubiquitin protein ligase activity; frizzled binding.
AUGCAUCCACUGGGACUGUGUAAUAGCAAUGAUGAAGAGGACUUGUAUGAAUAUGGCUGGGUAGGAGUUGUGAAACUGGAACAGCCUGAGUUGGAGCCUAAACCAUGCCUCACUGUUCUGGGCAAGGCAAAGCGAGCAGUGCAGCGAGGAGCCACAGCUGUCAUCUUUGAUGUGUCUGAAAACCCAGAUGCCAUUGACCAGCUGAACCAGGGCUCAGAAGACCCUCUGAAGAGGCCAGUGGUGUAUGUGAAGGGGGCUGAUGCUGUCAAACUGAUGAACAUAGUUAACAAGCAGAAAGUGGCACGAGCAAGGAUUCAGCACCGGCCCCCACGGCAACCCACAGAGUACUUUGACAUGGGGAUUUUCCUCGCCUUUUUUGUGGUGGUCUCUCUCGUUUGCCUCAUUCUUCUCGUCAAGAUCAAACUGAAGCAGCGACGUAGUCAGAAUUCCAUGAACAGGCUUGCAGUGCAGGCACUGGAAAAGAUGGAAACCAAGAAGUUCAAGUCCAAAAAUAAGGGUCACCGUGAAGGAAGCUGUGGAGCUCUGGACACACUAAGCAGCAGUUCAACCUCUGACUGUGCCAUCUGCCUGGAGAAAUACAUUGAUGGGGAGGAGUUGCGGGUGAUUCCCUGCACUCACAGAUUCCACAAAAAAUGUGUGGAUCCCUGGCUGCUGCAGCAUCAUACUUGCCCCCACUGCCGCCAUAACAUUAUAGAACAAAAGAAGGGAAACCCAGGCCCGGUAUGUUUGGAAUCCACCAACCCAGUGCGCAGCCGGCAGCAGAGGGUGAUUCUGCCAGUUCAUUAUCCUGGCCGAGUGCACAGGACCAGCCAGAUAACUGCAUAUCCCACCCGGACUAGCAUGGACUCCCAUGGAAAUCCCAUCACGGUACUUACAGUGGACCGGCAUGGUGAGCAGAGCCUGUACCCAGCACAGUCCCCUGCUUACAUCCAAAGUUACCAGCCUGUUCACUUGGAUCAUGCCUUGAACACACAUCGCUGUGGCCUGGAGCACAGAGCUUAUUCUCCAGCUCAUACCUUCCGAAGGGCCAAGUUCAAUGGACGUAACUUCUCCAAAGCAGCUUGUUUUUCCCAGUAUGAGACCAUGUACCAGCACUACUACUUCCAAGGCCUUAGCUACCCUGAGCAAGAUGGACAGUCUCCAGCUGGCAUUGCCGCAAAGGGUCCCUCCCGUGCCUUCCAGCCUGGUGGCAGCAUGCUGUUCCCUCCUGUGGUACAUGUAAUGCCCUCCUCUCGCUUGGAGAGUGGCAGCACCUCCAGUUUCAGCUGCUAUCAUGGUCACCGCUCAGUGUGCAGUGGUUACCUGGCUGACUGUCCAGGCAGUGACAGCAGCAGCAGCAGUUCUGGUCAAUGCCACUGCUCCUCCAGUGAUUCCAUGGUUGACUGUACAGAAGUCAGCAACCAGGGGGUCUAUGGGAGCUGUUCCACCUUCCGUAGCUCUCUGAGCAGUGACUAUGACCCUUACAUUUACCGCAGCAAGAGCCCCUGCCGAGUGGGGGAUGCUGGUGGCACAAACCGAGGGACGAUCGUUCUCCUGGAGGGCCCCCAUCAGGACGAGCUUCUGGCACAUGGGCACACUCUGAUGGGUGCUGACUGUCGGCCUGUGCCAGCUUCUUCCUCAGGGGACCAACUUUCUAACUGCAGCAUGGAGAUGAACUACAGCAGUAAUUCCUCACUAGAGCACAGGGAUUCAAAUGGCACUACCUCACAGGGAGGCCUCGAGGCUACUCCCAGUGCUGCCUUGGAUGUUAAAAGGAACUGGAAAGGUCCAGAAGUAGCAGGACCUCUGAUGGAGCAAGCAUGUGCUUGCUGCUUUGAGCUCCAGCACUCUGCCCUGGAGCCCAGCAGUGGGACAACAGACUGUGGUGCACUCUUCUUGGGCUCCCCACUUUGGGGAGGGUGUGGCCCGGGGCUGGAGCAGCAGCCAGGUAGUUCCCCAGGUUUGUACAGUAUUAACUCAGACCACUUGCAUAGGACAGAUGGGGUGAAAUAUGAGGGCUUGCCCUGCUGCUUCUAUGAAGAGAAGCAGGUUGCCUGUGGUGGCACCGGUAGCAGUGGAGGUGGUGGCUGCUACACAGAGGACUAUGCAGUGAGUGUACAGUACACACUUCCUGAUGAGGCCUUGCCAAGCUGCUAUAGGGGAGUGCGUGACAUAGGUCAACGCAUUCCUAUCAUUCCUGAGGACAGAGACUGUGAGCUAGUCCUGCCAAUAGAGUGCCGAGGGACCCAUGGAGGCUGUAGUUCCUGGGAUGGGACACCUGAAAUGGAUGCUCAUCUACACCGCCAAGGUCUAGGAGAGCUACAGGAGGAGAGGGAGGUGUGCUACCGGGCAAUGUCCUUCCUGCAGCAGAACUGCUCUCGGGACGAAGAAACAAGGAUGCUCUUUCACAACCCCACCCUGAGCUCCCAGGAGGCAGUAGCAACCACAGAAACUGCAGGCUCUGGAUCUCACCCCCUGGAAAGAAGCCAAAUGGGUGACUAGACCUGGCCAGACUGCCACAGAUAGACAAGGAGAGCUUUUUAUGGAGACUCCAAAUUAUGCUGGACUUUCUUUCAAACUUUUUUAGCUUUGACAAACACACAAAAGUGGUAAUGUAGAGAAGCCCCUCCCCCCACCCUAGCUGGACUGAGCCUCCCCUCCAUUCCUUGCCAGCGUGAUGCCUCCUUCAGUCCUGGGUUUAUGUAAGUGAACAAAACCCACGCAGAGCAGCUCUGAGCGCUAGUGCUAUUUUUAUACUAGUGACAAAAAGUGUUCUUUAAAUAUAUAUUUUUUUAAAACCAUUGUGCCGCUCUUGCUGGCAGGUGACACUGCUGCAUUAAACAAGGCACAGCAUGUAUAGAUACUAGGGCUGUCAGUUAAUCACAGUUAACUCACGUGAUUAACUCAAAAAUAUUAAUCGCGAUUAAUUGCAGCUUUAAUCACACUGUU